Molecule: messenger RNA, 477 nt
Organism: Rotaria sordida
Lineage: Eukaryota; Metazoa; Rotifera; Eurotatoria; Philodinida; Philodinidae
Source: the annotation of a GenBank genome assembly
AUGGGUAAUAAGAGAGUGGUGAAAUGGGCUGCGAAUGCAACAAAUGGUACAAUUUUAAUUGAUGGUAGUAGCAAUGGUGCUGCUAAUGGUCAACUUAAAAAUCCAUAUGGCAUUUUAUUAAUCAAUGGUUCUUCGAAUCAAAUAUAUUUGAGUGAUCAGAACAAAGAUUAUGUUGGAAUUUGGACAUUCGGAGCAGGUAUCGCCAACACAACAUGGUUUACUGCUAAUGGUACCGAUCUCAACCAACCGACACAGAUUACAAUGGAUCGGUAUGGCAAUUUAUACGUUGCUGAUAUGAAUAAUCAGCGCGUGGUAGUAUUUUGUCCCAAUUCAACAACAGGCAACGUCGUUGUUGGAACCGGCACCAAUACUACGCCUACACUUCAACAUGUAGGUGGGAUUGCAUUCGAUUCAAAUCUCAAUUUAUAUGUUUCUGACAUCAAUGAAAACAAAGUAUUCAAAUAUGCACGACUAUGA